This is a messenger RNA of Pleurotus ostreatus (oyster mushroom), 342 nucleotides long. It is a transcript of the gene TOA2, whose product is annotated as Transcription initiation factor IIA small chain (TFIIA 13.5 kDa subunit). Gene Ontology annotation, cellular component: transcription factor TFIIA complex. The coding region runs from base 1 to 342 and encodes 113 amino acids. The transcript has 4 exons. NCBI's taxonomy places the organism in Eukaryota, Fungi, Basidiomycota, Agaricomycetes, Agaricales, Pleurotaceae. Gene Ontology annotation, molecular function: TBP-class protein binding; RNA polymerase II general transcription initiation factor activity. The record is from RefSeq and is a predicted model, not a curated record. Gene Ontology annotation, biological process: transcription initiation at RNA polymerase II promoter; RNA polymerase II preinitiation complex assembly.
AUGGCAUCGGCUUACUACGAGUUCUACCGAGGAUCCUCAAUCGGCAUGGCGCUCACGGACUCUCUAGACGAGCUUAUCACCAGCGGAUCCAUCACGCCUCAACUAGCCAUGAAGGUCCUGCAGCAGUUCGACAAGUCGCUGGCCGACACAAUGGUGAAGAUGGUGAAGACAAAGACUACUUUGCGGGGCCACCUUCACACAUACCGGCUGUGUGACGACGUCUGGACGUUCAUCGUGAAGCAUCCGUCAUUUAAGAUGGAAUCAAACGAAGUGGUCAGCGCGCAAAGGAUCAAAAUCAUUGCUUGCAAGAACGGUGAUGCAAUUGAACCCGGGAAGAAGUAA